Messenger RNA from Entrophospora sp. SA101, 207 nucleotides. The record is from the annotation of a GenBank genome assembly. NCBI's taxonomy places the organism in Eukaryota, Fungi, Glomeromycota, Glomeromycetes, Entrophosporales, Entrophosporaceae.
AUGUCUGAAGUUGCAUUUGGAAGCAAUUUUACAAACACAGUCACAAAAGGGAUAUUGACCUUUGAUCAAACCUAUCAUUAUGAAGAAGGUGAGAUUCAAGGUCUUGCUUCAUCUGUAAUUUCCAACCUCAAAACAAAGCCCACAGACAGAAGUUUAAUUGGUCAAAAAUUGACUUUAGAAUUAGUAAAGACCAAUUUGAAUUGUUAA